UCAUAAUAGCAUAUAAAACUGAGUAUAUGCUAUUCUAUUUAUUCUCCAGUAAUUUAACCUAGGAAGUAAUGGGAAAUUUCUCUUUGAUGAUGUUCUGCAUGUACGUACUUCCUUUCCAAAGCUAGGUCUAUAUAAAGUCUGCCAUCUCAAAGCCACAAGCAACUCUCUCUCUCUCUCUCUCUCUCUCUCUCUCUCUCUCUCUCUCUCUCUCUCCAUAUAUAGCCCCUCUACAUCUUGUGAAUACAUCUAGCUAUGGCUUCCCUUCAUCACUCCAUGGAACCAUAUGUUGCUGACGCUCAACUGAAUUCCAACUCAUCAGCCACACAUAGUAGCCUCGAGAUCAAAAUUAACCCACUAGAGAUGGAAACCACUCCAAUGCCAAACCAUGGAGAAGCAGCUCAUCAGGUUGUUGGAGUUGGACCUCCGUCGAAUGCCGACAACGGCAUUUCCUUGACGUGGGAAGAUUUAUGGGUGACAGUUCCAGAUGCUAAGGGUAGCCGGAGACCCAUCAUUCAAGGCCUCACGGGCUACGCUCAGCCCGGUGAGGUCUUGGCCAUAAUGGGCCCUUCCGGCUGCGGCAAGUCCACUCUUCUUGAUGCCUUAGCAGGGAGAUUGGGAGCCAACACUAGACACACUGGUGAUAUUCUAAUGAAUGGUCGCAAACAGGCUCUGGCUUAUGGAACAUCGGCUUAUGUGACUCAAGAUGAAACCUUGAUUGCAACGUUAACGGUCAUAGAAGCCAUUUACUACUCCGCUCAAUUUCAGCUACCAAACUCCAUGUCCAAAUCCGAGAAAAAGGAGAGAGCAGAAAUCACGAUACGAGAAAUGGGAUUGCAUGAUUGUAUGAACACAAGAAUUGGAGGCUGGGGCACCAAAGGCCUCAGUGGGGGCCAAAGGAGGCGGGUAAGCAUUUGCAUUGAGAUCCUGACACGCCCAAAGCUUCUUUUCCUCGAUGAGCCAACGAGCGGACUAGAUAGUGCUGCUUCCUACUAUGUCAUGAGUAGAAUCACCCAACUAGAGCAAAGAGAGGGGAGGACUAUCAUCGCGGCCAUCCAUCAACCGAGCAGUGAAGUGUUCGAACUGUUCGACAGCCUUUGUCUCUUGUCUUUGGGUAGAGUGGUGUACUUUGGCCCUGCUAGCAAAACAAAUGAGUUUUUCACAUCAAACGGCUUCAUUUACCCGACUCUUCGGAAUCCAGCUGAUCAAUUCCUUAGAAUGAUAAACACAGAUUUUGACGAGGACAUAGAGCACGGAUCUAAUGGAAAGGUAGCGAAAGUGGAAGUGAUCGACAUUCUUGUAACAUCCUAUAACUCAUCUGAUAGCCAUCAAAGAGUUAAAAGACAAGUUUCUGACAUAUGCAGAAAGGGAGGUGGAUCACUUGAGACGAGCACAAGCCAUGCUAGCUUCUUUACUCAAUGCCUUGUUCUCACCAAAAGGUCUUCUGUCAACAUGUCUCGCGAUGUUGGUUAUUACUGGCUGCGCCUAGCAAUGUAUAUCGCUUUGGCUGUCGGUUUGGGAACUCUUUAUUAUGAUGUUGGCACGAGUUACAGUUCAAUCCAACCCAGAGGUGCACUCCUCAUGUUUAUAGCUUCAUUCCUUACUUUCAUGGCAAUUGGUGGCUUCCCCUCGUUUGUGGAAGAUAUGAAGGUUUUUGAAGUGGAAAGACUAAAUGGUCACUAUGGCACCACUGCAUUUAUCAUAGGCAACACACUCUCUUCUGUGCCAUAUUUGCUGCUGAUCUCACUAAUUUCCGGAGCACUAGCCUAUUACCUAACCGGACUCCAAAAAGGAUUUGAACACUUUGUGUACUUCGAUUUGGUGUUAUUCACCUGCAUGAUGCUGGUCGAGAGCCUAAUGAUGACCGUUGCGAGCAUCGUGCCAAACUUCCUCAUGGGCAUAAUCGUUGGUGGAGGAAUUCAAGGGUUAAUGAUGUUAGGAUCCGGGUUCUUUCGGUUGCCAAAUGAUCUCCCCAAGCUGUUGUGGAAAUACCCUGUGCACUACAUCGCGUUCCAUAAGUACGCAUAUCAGGGACUGUACAAGAACGAUUUUGAAGGAUUGUAUUUUUCUAGUGACCAAACAGGGGGAUUGGAUGUGAUGAUCAGCGGUGAAGAAAUUUUGAGAGAUGAAUUUCAAGUGGAAAUGGGGUAUUCCAAGUGGGAUGAUCUUGGGAUAUUGUUGGGAAUGGUGGUGGUUUACCGGGUCCUGUUUUUGGUUAUAAUCAAGAGUGUUGAAAAAGUGAAGCCUGUCAUUAGCAAAUUCAUUUCUGUGAAGCCUCAACAGAUGACUCAAGUGACGGAGAAUCCAACUGCUACUGCAGUUCACAUGAGUUGAACUUUUUUUUUCCCCUGGUAAAUCACAUGAGUUAAUCUUUUGUCCAUAAUCAUUAAUCUCCGUGUCUUUCCCGGACGAAGGAAGACAAUGGUGGAGGCGGUCCAAUGAUUAAUCAUAUCGAUACGUUUGUCGGCCUCGCUGCUAUGAGUGUUUGGGUUUUAAUCAGUGUGAGUUUACGUUUGAGAGUAGGAGUAGGAAUGGGAUGACUCAUUCUUUGGCAAGGAGAGAUAAUAGUGGUCCAGGUGUCUGUACCUGGGAAGGCCACUCUGCUACUUCUAGGUGAUUCUCUUGUGUACCUGUGUUUCUUAUUACCAUUCGAACACUUCCUGUACUUUAAUUCAGCGCUGUUUGUCCCCAUGAUGCUCGUAGAAAGCCUAAUGAUGAUCGUCGCAAGCAUCGUGCCCAAUUUCCUCAUGGGCAUAAUCUCACUUGUUCGUCGCUGACGUUUAUUGAACUGCUGUAUAAAUUAAUCUAUGUAGUCACUAAAAUUAGUUGUACUUCGUAAUCUUACACAGUUAGUCCUGGGAUUGAUCUUGGACGUUUAUUGGUACUCUA
Messenger RNA from Rhododendron vialii, 2886 nucleotides. Its product is annotated as ABC transporter G family member 1-like. Bases 253 to 2331 code for a protein of 692 amino acids. Gene Ontology annotation, cellular component: membrane. Gene Ontology annotation, molecular function: ABC-type transporter activity; ATP binding; ATP hydrolysis activity. The record is from RefSeq and is a predicted model, not a curated record. The transcript has 8 exons. Lineage: Eukaryota; Viridiplantae; Streptophyta; Magnoliopsida; Ericales; Ericaceae.